GCGCCACGCGCGCGCGCUCGCCACCGUGCGCCCGCUGCAGCAACACCUCGCGCAACUGCGCAGAAAUCUGGAAGAGGCAGAAAACCAGAUGUCAGCCCUGUCGACGGGGCUGGAGAGUGUGUCGGAACGCGUGGCGGCGCUGAAGGAGCAGCUGGGGCGGCACACGCGCGACGCCGCCGCGCUGGAGCUGCGCCUCGGUGACGUCACGCGCACCAUCGCCGCCGCCACGCACAUGCUGCGCCAGCUCGCGCACGAGUACCGCCGCUGGGAACUCGACUUGGAGAAUAUAUCGAAGGAAAUAUCUGAAUUGAACACAAGAUCACUAUUAGCUGCCGCCUAUAUUGUUUAUUUACCAGACGUAACAGAACCAGAAGCAAGAGAUUACUUAAAGAUGUGGAGUGAUCUUAUAGGAUAUGAAGAUGAUGGGUUUUCUGUAAUAAAUUUCUUAUCAACAACGGAAAAACAAUUAAAAUGGGACGCGGACGGACUUUCUUCUGAUACUUCUGCAAUAAAAAAUGCCAUAUUUAUAGAUCAGUUCCUGGAGUCGCACAAGUGUGGUUUCACACCGCUCAUCGUGGACCCAGACGGUGAUGGCAUCGCGUGGCUCAAGAACACGCUCUCUCACUUGCCCUGUGACGUCGUAUCGCAGAGUAGCAGCACGUUGUUGACGGCGGUGCAGUAUGCUGUCAGGCUUAACCGCAUCCUGAUAGUAACUGACGUGGACCGCGUGCACGAGUCAUGGUCGGCGCUGCUGUUCGGGCUGCCACUGUCAGGCGCGGCGGGCGGCGCGCAUGCGCGGCUCGUCCUGCACUGCCGCGACGAAACGCUGCCCGCGCGCCUGCCCGCGCACUACACCGCGCGUAUCUCAACGCUCUACUUCACCGCCAGGCUCGAUGGACUCACUGAUCAACUGAUCUACUAUGCACUCCAACAUCACAAUCCGGAAGUGAACGAGAAAGCCAAAGAGAUCAAGGCGAACAAAGCCGUGUUACAAAAGCAACAACAUGAGCUACAGGAAAGUCUUCUACAAAAUCUGUCUGGCAAAACGGACAUCCUGCACGACCCGCAGCUGGCGGAGUCGUUGGAGGCGGCGCGCGAGACGAGCAACACGAUCAGUGCGGCGCUGGAGGCGGCGCGCGACGUGCACUUGGCGCAGCGCGGCGCGCUCGCGGCCUACAGCGCCAGCGCGCGCGGCCGCCGCCUCGCCUUGCGCUCGCCGUGCGCGCGCUUGCGCAGCUGGCCGCGCGCCGCACUGCCCACUGACGCUCUGCUGCACAUUUAUGCUGAGGCUACGAAAGCCUCUGGAAAACAAAGUGAUGUGGAUACAGAAGUAGUUGUGAAAUUGGUUACACGAAAAGUUAUAGAAAGAGUGGUCUUGGGUCUUUAUAAAAAAGACAAAUACAUCAUAAUUUUGCAUCUUCUAAAAGAAGUCUAUGGUGACCUCAUAACGAAUAAGCUGUGGCAAUUAUUUAUCGGCAAUAAUGAAGUCGCUGAUGAUAUUCACAAAAUCAAUGAAGUGAAAAAGUCUUAUUCAUGGAUACCGGACGAUUGUAUAAAGAAUGUUGUAAAACUAAAGGUAUCCAGUGAAGAUCUAUUCGACAAGCUUUCGUUAAAUAAUGAAAAAAUGUGGAAAGAAUUCAUGCAAUCAGGGGAUUUGAACAUAAAUUUGGAAAAUUGGGAGUUAUCAUCGUUUGAGACAGUCAUAACGGUAGCAUUGAUUCGUCCGGACAGCCUAUACGGAGCUGUAGUCGCAUUCGUCAAUCAAGUGUUAGUGCAAAUAGCAGCUUUACACCGACCUAUCGUUUUACUAUGUAGUAUCUCAUUUGAUUAUCAGGUGGGGGUAGAAGAGGGUAGAGCUGCGUGGGAGUCGGCGCUGGAGACGAGCCGUGGUGGCGGAUGGCUCGUGCUGCUCGUGGGCGCGUCUCCCUUCACCCCCGAUCUGCAGUCAUUUCUUACUUCUGUCACUGAAGCGCCGAGCGAACAGUUUAACGAAGAUUUUCGCCUGUGGAUCGUGUGCGAGGACAGAGAAGUUCCUCCACUUAUAUCAAGUGCAUGCGUUAAUGUUAUACUUGAGCCACCAGAAGGCGUGAAAAACAAUGUGAUGAACACGUUGUCCGCGUGGAAUGGCUACGAGGACGAUCCGGAGAAGGUGCGCGCGCACGCCACUCUUGCGCUCUUCCACGCCAUCGUGCAGGAGCGCCGCGCUUACAUACCACAAGGUUGGUCGCGUUGGUACGCGUGGGAGUGGGGCGAGGCGGCGGCGAGUGCGCGCGCGUUGCGCGAGGGAGGCGCGCGGGCGGGGGCCGCGCUGUGCACCUCGCUGUACGCGGCGCGCGUGUCCGAGCCCGCCGACUACGCGUUGCUGCACGCACUGCAUGCGCGUGCGCACGACGCCACACCUGCUGAGCCGCACCAACACACGCGCGCGUUGAAGUCGUAUAUAGCAGCAUUCGACAACACGCCGAACAUGGACUCACCUCAAAUGCUAGGGUUGCCCGCUAACUGUCGUAUAGCUUGGGAGAGAAACGCAGCCAAUCAUAUUAUCAGCGGAUUAAAAGAAUUGAAUUCAACAAUAAGCGUGAAUCGCAAUGGCGAUAAUGUAGCGCAGUUGAAAUCUUUACUGGCGUUGUGGAGGAAAUUAAUGACCGGCAGCCCACUCAUCAAAGGAGACUAUUCCCUCGAAAAGGAGAGAGAGCGCGGGUGGUGCGGGUGGUGGCGCAGCGCGUGCGGCGCCGAGGUGGCGCAGGCGGCGCGCGCGGCGCGGCUCCUGCACGGCGCCUGCGCCGCGCUCGCGCCGCCUCCCCGCGCGCCGCAGCACUCACAUGCACAAGGUAUGCACUACAUACACGUGUCGCACGGGCAACCGAUCACGAAUCAAACAUUACCUGGCUUCGGCAAUCGGGUGAAGGACCCUCGCAAAGAUCUGCCGCUCGAAGCUUCUCUAAUCCAGGUGCCUGAGGAAUGGCAGUUAUUGUGGCCGGGCCCUGAAACUCCUGAGACCUACAUCAAAGAGUUUUGUUACCGCGCGCACGCCGCCGUCGCCCGACUGGAAGCUUGUAAUGAUGAUCCCGACUUCAUGCCUGCCGAGCUAGAGCUGCGGUCGUGGUUGAGCGCGCGGCGCGUGUGCGGAGCGCGCGCGCGCAGGCGGCAGCGGCUGGCGCGCGCGCCGCACCUCCUCGGCCUGCGCGCCCUGCCCGCAGAGACACCGAGGAACAGCUGAGGGCAGCGAUGGGCCCGUGUUGACUGGGCUAGUGCUGGGGGGCGCGGAGUGGGGCGCGGAGGGGGUGCGCGCCGCGGCCGCCCGCACGCCGCGACACACCGCCGCUCCGCCCUUCGUCUUACGCUGCGUACCGGCGGAGGACAAUGACGUGGCGGGCGAAGGCGCGGUGGAGGUGCCGGUGUACAGCGAGGAGGGUCGCGCGGAGGUGGUGGUGUGGGCGCGAGUGCCGCUGGAGCGCGGGUUCGCGCGCCGCGCCGCCGCGCUGCACGCGCUGGCGCUGUACUAGCGCCGCGCACCACAGUACCCAUCACAUACUUAUUAUAAGAGUACCUUGUUCUGGGCAUCGUCAAAAAAUAUUAUUACAAAAAAGUUACUGUUCUAAGUCUUCGGGGAAAAAAGUCUAGUCAAAAGUGAUAUUAAUAUCCAUGGAUAAUUUCAAUAUUACGUGUUUUUAUUGUCCUGAGUUUGUAGCUAUUCUAAAAAUAUUAGACAAUUUUAUAUUGUUUAUUAGCUAUGUUACCACAGAUACACAUAAUCUAAAAUACUAAAAACUGCACACAUCUUAAUUUAGGUACUGUCAGUUUCAAUAGCUAAUGUAAUCGACUUUAUAUUGUAUAAAAAAAAAUUGCCCAAAAUUUUUAACGAUUCCGACUUUGAGAUUGAAUAUUAAUGUAUAUUUAAGUUACACAGUAGCAUACUUUUUGUCAAUAUUUUUAGAAGCAUUUGGCUACAUUACACAACACAUACACACAACGAUUUACAAUAAAAAAUGUAUUCGGCGUCUCAACUGAGGAUUAUUAUUUUAACCUUAAUAUACUAUGAUAGAAAAGAAAAACGAUUACUUUAGUGGUUUUAAGCUUUUAUUGAAUAAAUUGUUUCCCUGUAAUAAUAAAUAAAUGUUGUUUAUGUAGGUAUUAUACACGUGUUCCAUAUACUUUCAAAUCAAUGCACUCUACCGAAAUGUAAUCGCCAAAUUAGGUACGACUAACAAGCUAAGUUUAGUUGAAAUAUUAUUUUACUUUAUCUGCAAUACAAUAUAUGCACUGCAACAGAGGCGUAGUUGUAUUACGGUAUAACUGCCGUGCCGAGGUCUUGGUCUCGGUUGGGGGCUCCGCCAAGAUUAGGUUUAGGGAGGUGCAUAUGUAAAAACGCGCUAUACUACAUAAUGUCAUUAAUCCUCCAAGAUUAGGUUUAGGGAGGUGCAUGUGUAACAACGCGCUAUACUACAUAAUGUCAUUAAUCCGCCAAGAUUAGGUUUAGGGAGGUGCAUGUGUAACAACGCGCUAUACUACAUAAUGUCAUUAAUCCGCCAAGAUUAGGUUUAGGGAGGUGCAUGUGUAACAACGCGCUAUACUACAUAAUGUCAUUAAUCCGCCAAGAUUAGGUUUAGGGAGGUGCAUGUGUAACAACGCGCUAUACUACAUAAUGUCAUUAAUCCUCCAAGAUUAGGUUUAGGGAGGUGCAUGUGUAACAACGCGCUAUACUACAUAAUGUCAUUAAUCCGCCAAGAUUAGGUUUAGGGAGGUGCAUGUGUAACAACGCGCUAUACUACAUAAUGUCAUUAAUCCGCCAAGAUUAGGUUUAGGGAGGUGCAUGUGUAACAACGCGCUAUACUACAUAAUGUUAUUAAUCCGCCAAGAUUAGGUUUAGGGAGGUGCAUGUGUAACAACGCGCUAUACUACAUAAUGUCAUUAAGAUUUUUUUAAAAUUCAAAUCGCAUGGGAUUUAUAAAAUGCUGUACUUAUCAUAAAAAAACCUCUGUGGUCCAUAGUGCCCAUUGUUGCAGAUUUAUUGUGACUAAUAUUUUUGUGAUUUAUUUAUUUAUUUAUUUGGACAACCAACAAAACAUACACCAUACAUAACUAUUUGUAACAUUACAGUAAAUAAUUGUUGCAGUGCAGUUUUAAUUACAGGCUGUCACAGCAUGAACAUCUUAUUACAUACCAGUAAACAAUUGGCUGCACCAUAAGUGCAAUAUAUUUAUUCUGAGCAGAGGUGCAAAUGCACCUAUUUGAAACCCCUUCUGGCGCACAUAUAUGUGUACAAUAAAGUGUUCAUCAAAGAAGAAAAAUAAUGUUGCCAAGAAAACAAAAGUACCUUAUAAGAAUGAAAUAUUCAGUUAAAUGUGAAUAAUUUUAAUUUAAAUAAAUAAAACGUCAAAUUUUCAUUACAAUUGAUGCAGUGGCCUUAUGCAUAAUGACCUGUAUAAAAAAAGGUUGAGUACUAUAUUAGUGAUUAUUCCUAUUAUACAUAAGAAUUUGAAGAACAUGUUUCAAUUUAUCAUAAAACAGUAUCAAUCAAACAAUAGCAUUUUUUAUCAACAAUAUUCACGAACCAUUUCAUAAGAUAUUUAAAAAAAUAAUAAAAAACGUACCCGUUGUGUUGUGUUAUGAUUCAAGAGUAGUGUGGACAUGCAAUACAAAGCAUCGUCUUAUUAGAGCCUAGAGCGGGUUUAGUAAUCAAGAGACGACAGUAGUGGUUUAGUAAGCACCGAGAGGUGCAGUAAAGUGAGUUUAUUGAGGCCUUGAAAAAAAAAGACAUUAUCUUACAUGCGUUUUUUAUUUAUUCCAAUAAAAGCAUAACAUGUUACACCAUUGUCUGGGUACAAUAAAGUACAUUUUAUUUUAAAAAAUUAAAGAUGUACUUAAAAAAAAUAUGUGCGUGGAAUAAAAUAUGUAGAUCUACAAGGGUUUUAAUGAACGUGGGUGACAAUUGUUGAAGGGCACUAGUAAACACUGAAUGCAACAAGAAUUAAACUUUAACCAGAUUAAUAAGAAAAAAA
Messenger RNA from Manduca sexta (tobacco hornworm), 6002 nucleotides. Its product is annotated as cytoplasmic dynein 2 heavy chain 1. Gene Ontology annotation, cellular component: dynein complex. The record is from RefSeq and is a predicted model, not a curated record. Gene Ontology annotation, molecular function: minus-end-directed microtubule motor activity; dynein light intermediate chain binding; dynein intermediate chain binding. Gene Ontology annotation, biological process: microtubule-based movement. Lineage: Eukaryota; Metazoa; Arthropoda; Insecta; Lepidoptera; Sphingidae.